AACAGAUAUGUUCUACCAUUUGAGAUAUGGUAAAAUUUUUUAUGCCCCGGAUUCAGCGAUUCCGCAAAAAAAAGCAAUUCCAGGGAGCCCUAUAGAUACAAAAGUGAGCAAAAAUGAUUGCAAGGAAGGAACAGGAAUACUCGAACACUGCUUGUAAAAUGAAAAACCACUGAAAAAUGAGAAGUAUUAUUUUUUUUUCAGUGGGAACGUAUUGCAUUUAUAGGGUUACACUUGUGUUUUAAAUGUGCGAUUGAUGGAACGUCGAGGAUUUCCCGAUGGAAAGUAGGCGCCGAAAAGGUUUUCACUGUUGCGGGGCAAGUUUUACCGCAGAGUUCCGCGCGAAACCGCCGGAACAGAAUUACGAGAUGGAUAGAAAGACGCGAGAAUCGAUUAAUGGCUGAACUGCCAAUGUGGUUUUACGACAAGUAAUCGAUACGGUUCUUUUAUUAAAUCGACACGAAAGGCAAAGGAAUUUACCGAACGUAAAAUUUGAAACGUUCGCGUAAUAAUUACAUCGGCCUUCGUAAAUUAUUCAUUCCUUCAAAGAAUUUAGUGAACUAAUUAAAGUCUCGCAUACGUUAUCGUUGAACCGACGAUCUCUUUAUAGUUAUAGAAAAUUUAAGACUGGAAAUAGUACAAAAUGAAUAUAAAUACAUUUCUAUAAAGGAAUCAGUAUUGAUUAAUCACAUUUGCUAUUACAAAAUGUAAGUUUUCAAGAACCAAAUAAGACAAUAGGCUUUUUUAAUACUUGGUAUAUACAACAACUUGAACGCACUGCCAUUUCAAAAGCGAUUUCCAAAGUGAUCUCCUUCGGUCAGGGUACCUUGAAGGAGUUCAAUGACAACACAUGCUUAACUUGGGAACACAUUGUCACAGCCUCACUGUCAGUAUAAAGUUUUGCUAGUGAAUACGUAUAACCUAAACUAGCCGAAAUGCUAAAAGAAUAUCUCUUAAAGAAUCAUCAAUUGGACUUAGAAGAUAUUUUGAACAACCCGGAUGUCAGCUGUUUCUACUCGAUCUAUGUAAACUUCGUGUUAUUAUUCAAAGACGAAACCGAUGUGGCACAAAAAGUUUUAAAGUAUCCUAGAUAUUAUUUACCAUUAUGCGACGAAGCCGUAGUAGCCGCACAGGAACAAAUAGCGGAACCACCGCAAAUCGUAAAGAAAAAAGUCCGUGUUAGAGUCACAGGUAUACCGGUUAUAUUGGAUGAGAUACAAAUUGGACAGCUUGUUUCAACAAGUGGCAUCAUAGUUAGAAUUUCUCAACCGACAUUAUUGAAAUCUAUCCAAAGAUACUGUUGUUCGAAGUGUAAACAUGUUAUGCUGGUUAAAUAUGAAUGGGAAAGACAGGAUUAUGCAAAUAUUUCGGAAUGUGAAAAAUGUCACGCGCCAAAAUUGAAGGUCCUAUCCGGUUUUGAUAUCGAAGAUUCCUCGGAUUGUCAGGAAAUAGGAUUACAAGAAGAAGGUAAAUCAGAUACAAAUAAAUCCUUGACCGAGGAAUUGAAAGUCAUUUUGCUGGACGAUUUAGUUGAUAAAUGUAGGCCAGGAGACCAUGUAGAAAUCAGUGGUGUCGUGAUAAGAAUUUGGGAUUCUUUAGAAGUCGGUGAACGUUUGCAGGCAAUCACUAAAAUGUUAGCAAAUAGCGUUGUAGUACGACGUAAGGUAUCCGAUACUUCUUCUUCGCAAGAGUUAAAAGAUACCUUCACAAGUUAUUGGGAAUCAUAUAACGAUAAUCCCCUACUCGGUAGAGACAAUAUUCUCGCCUCUAUUUGUCCGCAGCUUUAUGGAAUGUACACUGCAAAGUUAGCGUUAGCUAUUGUACUAGCUGGUGGUGUGCCGAAGUGCAACGAAAGCGGUACACGAGUACGCGGAGAACCUCAUCUUCUUUUGGUCGGUGAUCCUGGGACUGGAAAAUCUCAGUUGCUUCGUACAGCGGCCCGUUUGGCCAUAAGAUCAGUUCGUACGACCGGCGUAGGAUCGACUGCAGCUGGACUCACAGCAAGUGCUGUCAAAGACUCAUUUGGUUGGCACCUAGAAGCUGGAGCCUUGGUCUUAGCUGAUGGAGGCGUCUGUUGCGUGGACGAGUUCACAACCAUGAGCGCGCACGAUAGAACAUCCGUUCACGAAGCCAUGGAACAACAAACGAUAUCAGUCGCCAAAGCAGGAUUAGUUAGCACGUUAAAUUCCAGAUGUUCAGUGAUCGCGGCUAUUAACCCACACGGUGGCCAAUUCACGGAGGACAAAGAGUGGGAGACUAAUCUCGGAGAUCCUCUGCUAUCUCGUUUCGAUUUAAUUUUGCUCCUAAAGGAUAAUAGAAAUCCAGAAUGGGAUAGGAUGACUUCGGAGCAUAUUCUGAGAGCCGCUUAUGAGAAAAAGGAGAACAGCGUUCGAUCAGACCCGAAAAAUCCCUUAGAACUUUUAAGAACAGAAGGAUUAUGGAAGGAAGACACGUUACGUGAAUACUUAGCACACGUGCAUUCUCUGGAGCCGAAGUUAACGAAGGAGGCGGAAAUGGUACUUCGUGCGACUUAUCUUUAUCAUAGAUCUCAUCCAGAUAGAAGAGAAGAGAGAACCACAGUUCGACUGUUGGACAGUCUUAUGAGGCUGGCUGAAGGUCAUGCUAAGUUGAUGUAUAAAGCGGAUAUAGAAAUUAUGGAUGCUAUAUUCGUGGCACAAUUAAUUGGGACGGGAUCUAAGUCAGAGAGUAAUCUCGGUAAUUCGUUUCCCUUAGAUCCAAUAGCAACAUAUCGAUCAGAGGGUAAAGCGUUGUUGAGAACGAUUGAUUUGCAACGUUUGGAGAAUUUACUAUAAGCAUUUUUAUUAAUUUGAGAUCAUGUCUCUUGUAAU
This is a messenger RNA of Ceratina calcarata, 2846 nucleotides long. RefSeq names its product DNA helicase MCM9. The record is from RefSeq and is a predicted model, not a curated record. Gene Ontology annotation, molecular function: single-stranded DNA binding; single-stranded DNA helicase activity; ATP hydrolysis activity. The transcript has 12 exons. The coding region runs from base 933 to 2810 and encodes 625 amino acids. Gene Ontology annotation, cellular component: MCM complex; nucleus. Gene Ontology annotation, biological process: DNA replication; double-strand break repair via homologous recombination. Lineage: Eukaryota; Metazoa; Arthropoda; Insecta; Hymenoptera; Apidae.